Rhizoctonia solani is the source of this 1302-nucleotide messenger RNA. Its product is annotated as Retrotransposon-derived protein PEG10. Lineage: Eukaryota; Fungi; Basidiomycota; Agaricomycetes; Cantharellales; Ceratobasidiaceae. The transcript has 2 exons. The record is from RefSeq and is a predicted model, not a curated record. Bases 1 to 1302 code for a protein of 433 amino acids.
AUGGCAACCCAUUCCCAGAGCUCCGCUUGUCCCGCGUCCCCUCUUGAUCAAGGAGAGUUGGGACCCACUCUUCCGGCAACCGCCGUUGAGUUAACAAGCCUCAAACCCAAGGUCUAUGGGGAAGUCUCCCUCAAACGGGCAAUUUCCCUCAUCCUGGGAUUGCAAAACCAAGUCAUCUGGCUCAAGCGGGAACUCAAGGAAACCAAGGAAGCAGCAAAGGAAGCCCAAGACUGGAUGGGAGCAAUUGAUCAAGCCCUCACUUGCAUUGAGGCUAGGGGUGGAGCCCCCACACACCAGAAGACCGGAAGCCCCCAGCAUGCGCCCCUUGUUGCCUGGGCCAACCCCAUCAAAGCUCCCCCUACCUUUGCACAACCAACCCCCAUCUGGGUCCCCCUGCAAGGCUAUACUCCCCCUCCACCUUUGCCUAUCCAACUCCAUUCCCCCCAAGUCCCUCAACCAAUGGCUCCUGUAGCCACUUAUCAAACCCUGGUCAAGGUAGAUCAUCCCAACGCCUAUACUGGGAAAAUAGGGAACAAAGCCUGCCAGUGGCUCACAAGGAUGCUGGCAUGGGUACGCCUCAAUCAACGGAUGUUCCCAACGGAUCAGGAGACCUUAUCCUUCCUGUUGAUGAAUAUGAAGGAUGUAGCAGGGGCCUGGGCUCACCCUCAUCUUGACCAACUAGGUUCUCACAGGGCCUUAAUUCAAACGGUUGAUGAGUUCAGGACGGAGUUUUUGGCUGCAUUUGGCAACCCAGAUGCCACAAGGGCUGCAGAGCAGCAAAUUACACACCUCACUCAGACAGGCACCUGUGCUGAGUAUAUUACAAAAUUCAGGACUAUUGCCAUGGACCUGGAUUGGAACAAUGCCGCCCUCUGCAGGCAAUUUGCACAAGGCCUCCACUGGGAGGUCAGCCAACUCAUUGCUACCCAUGAGCGGCGCCCCACUACUCUCCUCAAGCUGCAGAACACAGCUCUGGUCAUUGACAACACCCUCCGCAAAGAGCGUGCCAGCCACCUGCCAAAGGGUAGUAAGCCUGGAACCUCUAGCACCACCCCCAAUAGGGGGGCAAGUACCAGCCAACAGGCCACCAGACCAGGACGCCUAUCCAGCAAUCCCAACUUUGUCUCCAAGGAAGAGCAAAACCGCCGCAGGGCUGAAGGCCUCUGCAUCAAAUGCAGAAGAGCAGGGCACAAGUUUGCGGAAUGCCGCACUGGCUGGAAGGCCACGCCCAAGGAAGAGGGUGUCAAAAAGGAAGCCGCCAAAAUUGGCAAAGAGUCUGGACCCAAAGCAGGAAAAGGCUAA